GUGAAGAGAUUCGAAGGUCGGUUCCACCAGAAGACGACGGCGGACUCCUCUCGACCAGCUGUAGAUUGGUUUUAUUUGAAGAUUCAUGCUGACGCUGUCUCCGAGGCAAUCUCCUUCGAUUCCAGUCACAUGACGACAGCAUCAAAGCGAGGUAACAUCGUCACAACGAAAUUCAAGCUAAAGAGUCAAGCCAGUGAGUUUUCUUGA
Protopolystoma xenopodis is the source of this 207-nucleotide messenger RNA. The record is from the annotation of a GenBank genome assembly. NCBI's taxonomy places the organism in Eukaryota, Metazoa, Platyhelminthes, Monogenea, Polystomatidea, Polystomatidae.